Coprinopsis cinerea okayama7#130 is the source of this 5826-nucleotide messenger RNA. Its product is annotated as anaphase promoting complex subunit 1. Gene Ontology annotation, cellular component: anaphase-promoting complex. Gene Ontology annotation, molecular function: molecular adaptor activity. The coding region runs from base 1 to 5826 and encodes 1941 amino acids. Lineage: Eukaryota; Fungi; Basidiomycota; Agaricomycetes; Agaricales; Psathyrellaceae. Gene Ontology annotation, biological process: anaphase-promoting complex-dependent catabolic process; protein K11-linked ubiquitination; metaphase/anaphase transition of mitotic cell cycle. The transcript is spliced from 6 exons. The record is from RefSeq and is a predicted model, not a curated record.
AUGUCACAACCUCGAACACCGAGGGGCAAAAGUACAGCCACUCAGUAUCUCCAAAAUGCCAACCUCCGCCACGCCAAACCAAUCAACGAAACGCCCUUACUAGCGGCAGUCCGAGGCGCCCUUCGAGGGUCCAAUGUAGACGAUCCCAACCAAAUUCACAGUCAAUGGCUCGCGGACGACGAAAACCCAAACGGCAGGGAGCUAUCGUGGAACGCAAAGGAGGUUUUGCUCAGUGUCGGCGGGGUGAUGGUGAAGAAAUGGAGUUUCUACGAGGACAAGGAGGAUAUCCAAACGGCGUGUUUGGGGCUCCUGGAGCAGAAUGCGGUGGAAUGGAAGAAGUGGUUCACAUCCAACGCCAACUUUUCCUCUGUGGUGGACGACGAGGGGCCGUCGACGAGCAGCGAACCUGGAGAACGACCCAUAUUCGGCCCUUUCGGUGCUCGAGAGCAACGACCUCGCAAGUUUCCCGACGAGCAUGAACGGAUCCCGGCCAUCUUUGUGUUCUUUCGCAGUGUCGCCAGGAUAUAUCUCCAGAACGGGAUGAGCUAUGUGAUUAGCUUGCCCUUUGUCGUCCGCAAGGCCUGGCCUAUCUCGCCGCACGGCGUCAUGGUUCAACGCGUCCUCGAAGCCUCAGAGAUUGCAGAGGCAUCGCUGACAGGCGAAGAUGUCCUCCCCACCAUCUUCACUAUCACGUCCCCACUCGAAGAAGCUGCUGCGGUUGGGUUGGCAGCGGGCAUAUCUGGAGGAUUCGAUCCUAAACCAGUCAAGCUCGACCAUGAAGACGACAAGAAGGUUUUGAAGUCAGUCCCACCAACCGAGAUGAUCAUUUGGGUGUCCAUGGGCAAUAGCACAGCUCGCCACCAUCGAAAGAACGUCGUCGUCACGGUCAACUGCUCCACCGCCACUCUCACUAUUUGGCGGUAUGCGCAUGCGAAACCAAACCAGGAAGACCAAGCUCCCGCCGCAUCCACCUGUGCAUCCAGCGCUAACCUCCCCGCCAACGUAGCUAAGAAACGGCAGUCCAUGGGGAAUCACAAUCGCAGAACUUCAGCAGCAUUCGAAGGGGAUCGACUCGACAGCAAACACCACGCGGCUUCCAAAGAGCCUGUCGACCUCGCUUCAUUAGGCGCUGCUGCAAGUAUGAACGCGGCCCCGUCCCUGUCGUCGGUUAUGUCCUCGCACUCGGGGAAGAUGGUGAUGGACACCGGCGAUCCCACUCCAAUGGCCGACGAACGGAUGCAGGCCAACUAUUGGAUGCAAGCUGUCCACUCCGAGCCAAUCUCACUGUUGGCACACCAGCAUUGGCGGGAGAUCCAGGUGGCCAUUUGGGACGAGCGAUGGGAUGGGACGUGCUAUAAAUCCCAUCUUGGAGUCGUGUUCAGGGACCAAGCCAAACUCAAGGUCUAUUUGCUUCGAUACGACGAGGAAACACAGCUUCAUGUUUCGCCACUCUCGGAGCAUCCGGCCAUGGCUGCCGUGGCCGUCCUCGCCACUAGGCCAUACAUCUACGAUGUCAUUACGCUACGUCCUGACGGCGCGCUGUGCAUCAUCGGACAGGGCAAUUCGCCUUUUGGGUUCAGAUUGGUGGACCCCAAAAACCCUGGCUGCAGGGAGUACGUAGCAGCGGGCGUCCCACAAACUCACCAUGGCAUCAUCAUUGGCAUAGACGACGGUCGUGGCAGCUCCGUGCGGCUCACCUACCAGGAUGGAUGGAGAGAGAGAAUCAACUUGGAUUUCUACCCGAAGGAUCAGCUCGUCACGGAGUGCAUGCAGUUGCUGUCGUUCGUCCUGCCCCCACAAGAUUGCUUCCACCUCCACACGGCACUGAUCAACGAGUGGUCUCGAAAUAAUCGGAUGCUCGACUCCGACGUUCAGUUUCAAUGUUUCAAGAAUGCGGUGUAUCUGAUAUUGGGUCUUGAAGACGAACCUCCGGCGCAGCCUGCUUCGCCUUGGGAAAAGUUGGGACGUACACAGGAAGCUGAGCGAUAUCGCGAGGACCCUGCUCUUCGGCGCCUCAGACUUCCUCCUAAGCCCCCAAGGCCGACUCCCAAACCAUUGGCCAAGCCACCACAUCCUAUGCAUAGCGCCAUCAUGUUCACCCUCCACAUCCUUGGUGAAGAUCUCCGCAUCCUCAAGGACCGCCAGGACUCUGUCAUCAAGCUCGCGCCACUGAUUGCUCGUCUGGCGCUUCCCGUGCGACCUGAAUGGACAGAUUACUGGAAACGACUUAUCCCCGAGUGCUUCACUGGUUGGCCCCAUUCCGGGCAAUACGAUUUGGCCCACAUCGACGACCGGCUCCCCAUAUGGCCCCAAGACAUUGUUGCCAUGAUUCACGGUAUGCUCAGUGGAGCCACCGAGUCCAAAACACCUUGGAUAUCACCCUGGCAAAUCGCUCGAAUCUACCACACCAAACCGACAUACGCACAUGACACUCUUGACCCUCUAGCCGACUUGCACGAACUUCUCACCUUGUAUGGAUUCUUGUCCGAUAUGAAGACAACUGGAGCGCAGAAGCGAGCCGAGGCUGCGAUUCACCGACUUGUGACAGGCAUCGGGGUGGAUAAGAUUGAUAUGCUACCGUUAGGAAUUGCAGCACCGUUACGAGAGGCUCUGAGGACAUGCCAGAUGGCACCGCCCGCCCAUUGGCCUCUACCAUCGUACAGUCAGAUCGGAAGGAAUGACCUUGCUGCGUCUGCGAGUGAAGAUCCGGAAGAGACAUUCAACGAAGGAUACAAACCGGCCAAGGAGUUUAUGAAUCCCAACAAACCGAGGUUCACCAUCGACCAGAUCGUCAAGGAAGUGAAGACAGCCGCCAACCCAGAAAUUGAAACCGUCACAGGAGUAGAGCUUGGUCAACAAGAUUUCACUCAGAUCAGGUUCGGGCAGGAUCGUCGUCUUGACGAGGUGGCGCGCCUCCUGAAUUCGGCCACUAUCCCUACCAUCAAGGUUCAAGACCGCCCGGACUUGAGCGAGCACGAUCAGACGAAAGAGCACCAAUCACAUGUGCUGAGGGUUUCUGAGAGAACCCUUGCUCUACCUUUUGGUCGUGCGAUGUUUACAUUCGGCUCCGUCCCCAAGGUCACUCGAGAAGCCCACACAAUUCCCAAGAUCGAGUACAGCAUCAAGCUCCUACCUCUGAACAUCACUGUCCAACCAGAGGUGGGCAGGAUCGCACCCGAAGCCGUUCAGUGGGGCGAAUUCCACAAUGGCGUUGCUGCUGGGCUUCGAAUUGGACCCGUAGCGAAGGGGGUGGAAAGUUCUUGGAUCACGUUCAAUAAGCCUUCAGAGCUUACUCCGGAGCAUGCUGGGUUCCUCUUUGCCCUCGGCCUCACUGGCCAUCUCAAGGAACUAAUGACCUGGCACACCUUCCAAUACCUUACGCCGAAGCACGACCAGACAUCCAUCGCUGUCCUGCUCGGUCUUUCAGCGUCCAACAUAGGAAAGGGGACUCAGAAAGUUGUCAAGCUACUCGCCGUCCACACUCCUGCCCUCUUGCCAACGCCCGAAGUCGACCUCAAUGUUCAUCUCCUCACGCAGGCAGCAGGACUCUCAGGCCUGGGUAUCCUUUACUUGGGCACGCGGAACAGACGUAUGGCGGAGGUCUGUCUGUCUGAGAUCAGUCGCAAGGAUCUCGUACAGCCCGACCUGAGCAAUGAGCAUCGCGAAGCAUACACGUUCUCUGCCGCUAUUGCUUUCGGAAUGAUCAUGCUCGGGAAAGGGUCCAGUAUUCCUGCCGACCUCGACCUGUUACAACGGCUCAACACGCUCAUCCAUGGUGAGAUGAGCUCUAGGAUACGAGAGAAGAUGCCCAACCCAUUCGACAUCAAUCUCACGUCCCCUGCGGCUUCCAUCGCCAUGGGCAUGUUCUACCUCAAGACGGAGCGGCAGGAUGUUGCGGAUAUGCUUGUUAUUCCCGAUACUUCCAUCUCCCUCAACCGUAUUCAACCCAGCUUCCUGAUGAUUCGGACGAUUGCGAGGGGACUAAUUAUGUGGGAGAAGGUCCAACCUACGCUUGAGUGGAUGAUGGCGCAGAUACCGGACAACAUUCGCAAUGCUGUUGAUCCUUUCAAGGGCAAGACGGGCGAAGAUGCCUUUGAGCUGGCCUAUUACAAUAUCCUGGCAGGAUGUUGUUUCGUCAUCGGGUUGAAAUACGCGGGGACGGCGAGACAGGAGGCCUACGCUGUGAUUGUGAAGCAUUAUGACCUCUUUUCAAGGGCUGCAUUGAUGAACAGUGGACCUGCGUAUGACCAGAAGAUCAAGCGGGCAGCUGUUCGGGAUGGCUUGAAUCAGAUAUCUCUUGCGUUGUGCAUGGUCAUGGCUGGCACGGGCGAGAUCAGCUGCCUUCGUCGCAUUCGUUACGCCUACGGUGUCUUCCAGGUCAACAUGUAUCACCCAUCCUUCCGCUUCGGAGUGCAUCUGGCCACCAUGCAAUCUCUCGGCCUCCUUUUCCUUGGGGCCGGCCGAUACACUCUCGGAACUUCGGAUGCAGCCCUGGCAUGCAUGAUCGCAGCGUUCUUCCCUCGACCUCAUGUCAAUUCAGCAGACAACAAAUGCUAUCUUCAAGCCCUGCGUCACCUGUGGGUUCUCGCUGUGGAGCCGAGAUGUUUGAUUGCGAGGGACGUAGACACCGGAGAGGUGGUGUACCUGCCAGUGAAGAUCACCGUCAAGGAAGGAGACGAGACAGGGACAUCACAGCUGAUCUCGCCAACUCUCAUCCCAGACAUAAACAAGCUCCAGUCUAUCCGCGUCGAUACACCCCGUUAUUGGCCGUUCUAUCUCGACACAGCUGGUCUACCCCGACAUCGCGACGCACUUCUUCGAAAUCAAACAUUGUACGUCAAGCGGCGGACAGCGUUCUUGAGCUACACCGAAGACCCUCGAGGAAGUCGCAGUCUCUUUGUCAGAAGUGGCUCUUCGGCUGGCGAUGCUGCUAUCCUCGACUUCCCUCAAGUUACGAACGCGUCGACUCACCCGGCUAGCGACCUCUCCGAAUUCAUCACCUCUUUCUCGAACAAUGUCAUCUUCCUCGCUUGGGCCGACCACAUGUGCCGACCAUCGACCUCUUGGCCAUCCGAUGAACCACUGUCGAUCCAGGAACGUAUUUUCCACUCCUACACUCACGCCGCCCUCCUCGACUGCAUCAUGCAAGAUAAACCUUCGACACUGCAGACACAUCUCUCCCUCCUGAAAUAUCGUUCGACGUCUCCAUCGUCCAAAUAUUUCCACCUCGUCCUCCAGGACCUCAAUUUUGUAUCCAGGUUCUACUCUGUCAUCUACGAAAGGAAGUUUAGCGGUGGCCUGGAACAGAAUGUCAGCCGACCAGGGCUGGUACGAGACACGGCAGUGAUGGGUGCCAUGCAUGAUUUGAAAGGGAUAUUGGAGAGUUUCCGGAACAAGCCUGAAUUCAAGGCUGUAUUGGCGAGGUAUGCGCGGGGAGAAGAGGUUGGGUCGAAUGUGGGGUCGGUGGAAAUCAAGGCGAACGGGUCCUUCAACAACGACGGAGAGCAAACCACAGAGCAGCUGGAUCUGGAGAGGGCACUAUCUUGGUAUCUGGUUGUCAACGGCGUUCCAGCCUCCACUGUUCUCGAGUUCCUACGCGAGCUUGCCACCAACGUUAUGGAGAGGAGUAGGAAUGGAGGGUACCUGGUGGAGGGUGCUACUCCUCCUGAUCCCGGGGAGCGAGAGCGACAUCACCGAGAGCUGGAGACUGGACUGAAGGAGGUUGUGCAUAUUACAGGAUCGAAGAUGACCAAUAGUCCCGCUGCGGGAUGGGCAUUGAGGAGUGUCGAUGAAGUCAUUGAGGGUUGGAAUCUCGGUGCUCUGUAA